Messenger RNA from Myotis davidii, 1017 nucleotides. RefSeq names its product mitochondrial methionyl-tRNA formyltransferase (gene MTFMT). The annotation marks the transcript as partial. Gene Ontology annotation, cellular component: mitochondrion. The transcript has 9 exons. Gene Ontology annotation, molecular function: methionyl-tRNA formyltransferase activity. Gene Ontology annotation, biological process: biosynthetic process; conversion of methionyl-tRNA to N-formyl-methionyl-tRNA. Lineage: Eukaryota; Metazoa; Chordata; Mammalia; Chiroptera; Vespertilionidae. The record is from RefSeq and is a predicted model, not a curated record.
AUUUUCUUCCAAUCUUUACAAUUAAGGGACAACAAAGAAGAAGAGUUAAUCGAAAAAUUGGAGGUGGUCACCGUGCCUUCCCCAUCACCAAAAGGCCUGCCAGUGAAGCAGUAUGCCGUCCAGUCGCAGCUGCCCGUGUAUGAGUGGCCAGAUGUGGGAUCUGGAGAAUAUGAUGUUGGAGUGGUCGCUUCAUUUGGCCGACUUUUGAGUGAGGCUCUUAUUCUUAAAUUUCCCUAUGGCAUAUUGAAUGUCCACCCCAGUUGCCUCCCAAGGUGGCGUGGUCCAGCCCCUAUAAUCCAUACUGUGCUUCACGGAGACACAAUUGCUGGAGUAACAAUUAUGCAAAUCAGGCCUAAAAGAUUUGAUGUAGGUCCAAUUCUCAAACAGGAAACCAUUCCUGUGCCCCCCAAGAGCACUGCAAAGGAAUUGGAAGUAGUGCUGUCAAGACUGGGUGCCAACAUGCUUAUUUCAGUUUUGAAAAAUUUGCCUGAAAGUUUGAAGAAUGGAAGGCAGCAGCCAACUGAGGGGGUGACACAUGCCCCUAAGAUUUCUGCUCGUACCAGCUGUAUAAAAUGGGAGGAACAAACUUCAGAGGAAAUAUUCAGACUUCAUCGUGCCAUUGGAAGUAUAAUUCCGUUACAGACACUCUGGAUGGAUAACACCAUUAAACUUCUGGAUUUGGUAGAAGUUAAUCAUUCAGUCCUCACUGAUCCAAAAUUAACAGGACAGACUGUUAUUCCAGGAUCCAUAAUAUACCACAAACAGUCACAGAAACUUCUGGUUUGUUGCAAGGUUGGCUGGAUUGGUGCUGUGGGAACCACCUGGCAGACCCAGCCACGACAGCUGCAAACCCUCACAGCCUUAAACACCAGGUCUGUCUGUGCUGUGGCCUGCCCUGGAUCAAAAGUUUGUUCUCUGCAGUUGUGCAAUGACAGGACAGCUGAAAUUCACAGAUAUUACAUGUUCCUCAUUCGGAUUAGGGAACAGAAAAUGUGCUUGCCAUCUACUCUGGAGUAA